Acanthamoeba castellanii str. Neff is the source of this 516-nucleotide messenger RNA. Its product is annotated as polynucleotide adenyltransferase. The coding region runs from base 1 to 516 and encodes 171 amino acids. The transcript is spliced from 5 exons. The record is from RefSeq and is a predicted model, not a curated record. Lineage: Eukaryota; Discosea; Longamoebia; Acanthamoebidae.
AUGGAGCAGCCACAGCAGAGGGUGGCAAGUGCCGAGGAGGACGACCGACAACUGGCCGCCGACGUUUUGGAGCACGCGGCGCAGGUGCCAGAGGAGAGCCGCAUCCAGAGGACGCCCAAGAGGCCGACUGGCGUCUUGAGUGCAGUGGUCGUGACGCCCCCCACAGAGUUGUGGCCGCCCAUUCAGGCCCUACGCAGCCAGUAUGACCCGGCUUGCGAGCGCUGGAUGCCACACAUCAACCUGCUCUACCCGUUUGUGCUGGACGAGUUCUUCACCGAAGCCGCGGACGAGCUCACCCGCGCCUUGGCCAGCUUCCAGCCGUUCAAGCUGCGCUUCGAGGGCUUCCGCGAGUUCCACCACACCAAGUCCAACACGCUGUGGCUCGAGCCACAGACCGAGGACCGGCUGCUGGGGGUCUAUCGCUACUGCAGCAACCAAGCGCGCAAGACGCCGGCUGGCUUCGUGCCACAUCUCACCAUCGGCCAGUUCAAAAGUCUCUUUCGGCUCCACUCCUAA